CGCCCAUCUCUUUUUGUUGAGAACGCGACAUGUGGAGACAGUCCGACACCGUAACUUACUGGCAACACUCAGACAACCUAGAGUGAUGCUAACACACGAGACAUACACUUUCUACGAAGGCAAACAAUUGGAACCAUCUCAAUCGUACUACUCAAGGCUUUCAGGAUCAGACAUUGUCAUCAAGCUCUCCGCUCAUUGUCCUUCGUCGCCUGGUUUGCUUUUUUUUUUUUGCUUUGUGUCGCUUCAGGAAUCUUGCAUGGCCAUGGCUUUACUGUGAUGUCCACUGCGACACUGAUGUGGGCAGGAACCAUGCCUGGAGAAUAUCUAUAUCUGUUCUUACCCGCCGACGGUUUCGGUUGUAAUCAGAGCUCGACAGACGAUGAAGAUACAUGUUGCCCCUUCUUUCGUGAUGAUUGGCCAAGGUGGAGUCGAGUGAAUGCGAUGGUUUCAUUGGAUCUGGUCACAUUGCUUCGCAAGCUCUAUUCAAUCGGUAGAGGAAAGAGGUGUCAGCUGCUCAGGCGCUCACACAUACAGCUCGGUUCCGGCACAAUUGAACACACCUGUUCCGAGCUGCAACGAUACAGAUGGUGCUUCCUUUCACCUCCUUUGUCAUAUCCAAGCAACAAAUUCAGCUUCAGGUCGCGACGGAAGUGUCAAAUAACUGCUAGGCUGAGUCUUUACCAUUGGCAAUUGCUAGAACGUUCGUCGCCUGGACCCUUGCCGUCUCGUCAUGAAUGAACCGAAUAUCAAUAUCAAUAUUAGUUGAAACUUGAAACUAGUACCAAUCAGCAGAGGCCACUUC
Molecule: messenger RNA, 802 nt
Organism: Suillus discolor
Lineage: Eukaryota; Fungi; Basidiomycota; Agaricomycetes; Boletales; Suillaceae
Exons: 3
Coding region: 277-738 (153 amino acids)
Source: RefSeq, a predicted model, not a curated record